UUUUCGUGCCAUUACACUCAAUUAUUUCUUUGCUCAUCGAUUGAACCGACAGAGUUCCCUCUGAAAAAAAAGUGAAGAAGAUCCCCAAACGACACGGGGGAGAGAUGCAGCCGGCGGCGAGAUGGACUUUGCUGCUUCUUCUCGUGGGUUUGAUGGCACAAGACUGCUUUUCAUCCAAGGCAGAAGACCGGCUCUUCAGGAAACUGUUCAGAAGAUAUAACCAGUUCAUCAGACCAGUGGAGAAUGUCUCUGAUCCCGUCACUGUGGAGUUCGAGGUUUCCAUCUCACAGCUGGUCAAAGUUGAUGAGGUGAAUCAGAUCAUGGAAACAAAUUUAUGGCUCAGACAUAUUUGGAACGACUACAAGCUGCGAUGGAUGCCGUCAGAGUUUGACGGCAUUGAAUUCAUUAGAGUUCCAUCGAACAAGAUCUGGAGACCAGACAUUGUGCUCUACAACAACGCUGUAGGUGAUUUCCUGGUGGAGGAUAAGACCAAAGCUCUGCUGAAGUUUGAUGGUACCAUCACCUGGGUUCCUCCAGCCAUUUUCAAAUCCUCCUGCCCCAUGGACAUCACCUACUUCCCCUUCGACUACCAGAACUGCUCCAUGAAGUUUGGCUCCUGGACUUACGACAAAGCCAAGAUUGACUUGGUACUUAUUGGGUCUAAGGUGAACCUCAAAGACUUCUGGGAGAGCGGCGAGUGGGAAAUAAUCGACGCUCCAGGCUACAAGCAUGAUAUCAAGUACAACUGCUGUGAGGAGAUCUACCCAGACAUCACCUACUCCUUCUACAUCAGGCGCCUGCCACUCUUCUACACCAUCAACCUCAUCAUCCCCUGCCUCCUCAUCUCUUUCCUCACAGUGCUGGUUUUCUAUCUCCCGUCCGACUGUGGAGAGAAGGUCACGCUCUGUAUCUCCGUCCUGCUCUCCCUCACUGUGUUCCUGCUCGUUAUCACGGAGACCAUCCCCUCCACGUCGCUGGUCAUCCCGCUCAUUGGAGAGUACCUGCUCUUCACAAUGAUAUUCGUCACGCUCAGCAUCGUCAUCACCGUGUUCGUGCUGAAUGUACACUACCGCACGCCAAUGACCCACACUAUGCCGGGUUGGGUGCGCUCUGUGUUUCUCAAAGUGCUGCCGAGGAUUAUGCUGAUGCGGAGACCGAUUGAUGAAGACAGCAAGGCUGGGGGGUUGGACAGCAGUGGGGAGGCAGGAGGAGCUGGAGGGGGAGGAGGAGGCGGAGGAGGGAAAGGAGGAAAGAAAAGGAAGAAUAGCUUGAUGCAGCAGGUCGGAGGAGGCUCCCUAAACUGUCUGGAGUUCGGGGAUAGUAAGCUCUCAUCUGUAGAGGGAUGCACUGGGAAGAAAUGCCCUUGCCCUUGCCAGCAUGGGAAGGAGACCCCAGAAACACCAGACAUGGGGAAGAUAUCACGGCAGCUGAGUCCACAGAGCAUCAACACUGUGGUUGCCUUUUCUGUGGUGUCACCUGAGAUCAAACAGGCCAUUGAGAGCGUCAAGUACAUCGCUGAGAACAUGAGGAGUCGUAACAAGGCCAAAGAAGUGGAGGAUGACUGGAAGUACGUCGCCAUGGUGAUCGAUAGAAUCUUCCUUUGGGUGUUUGUGACCGUGUGCGUCCUGGGAACCGUGGGCCUCUUCCUCCAGCCGCUUUGCGGCUUCGUCUCAUAACUGCUAACUGAUUGGGGUUCACUGACGCCCUGUGUCGACCAAUCCUGAACAAGUGACUUACUCUCAGUUCUCAGUUGACCAAUCAGAAGACAGAGUUUUGAGUCCUAAAGCACUAUUUGGUGUGCUGGUUUUGCCUCUUGCCUUUUGCGAAGCGAGGUAAUGUAGAAACAGAGAAGCUGAGAAAAAGGGUUUAAAGUUUUUGGACUAGCUGGUAAACAAAACAAUAACAAAUAUGAUAAUGCCUUAAUUUUAUGCUCUUUAAAGGAAUAUUUUACCCACAAAAUAAUUACUUAUAAAUCAGUUGGUUAUGCAAUGUUACCUCGAAUUCAUGAAGAAAACUUCCAGCCUCCAUGGAAAACAGCAAACAUAUCCAUACACUGAUUGAUUGGAGACCAGUUUUAACAACAUUUAACUACAUACCAACACAUCCAUUUACAAUCUCUCACACAACUCGUGCAGUAUAAUCCAAGUCUCAUUUAUCCAGCUGUAUGCUCAGUACUUCCAAAACACAUGGUUUCUGUUAUAACCUUACUCUAAGUAAACUGAAAUAUGUGCUCACUCACCAAACUCCAAUACUAAGGGUUUUUAGCUAAAGUUUUAGAAACGAAUGCUUUGCUAUACUUUCCUGUUGUUAAACAUGGUCACCAAUCAAUCAACAAUUAAACAUAUUCACCAUUUUCCUUCACUAAUUCAAGGUAACACAGCAUGACUAAUUGAUUUGCAAAUGGUCAUUCUGUGGUAGGGCUGCUCAAUUAUGGAAAAAAUCAUAAUCACGAUUAUUUUGGUAAAAAUUGAAAUCACGAUUAUGCAAAUGAUUAUGCAGCGCACGUGAUGACUUAUAUUGUUUACACAACGGCAUGUCAUUUCUGUCUCUACAUGGUCACGUGUUUCCAAUUCUCCUCUGCUCUCUGUACCGCACACGGCGGAGUUUGGCCCCGAUGCGCGCGCACACACACACAGACCGACCUGUCUCGCUCUCCCUCUGCCAUUUGCCACACGCUGUUUUUGAAAUCCUCUGCAAUCACCCUCAUCAACCCUUCGCAUUAUUCGUAGUUCACCUACUUGACUGGCUCGUGGAGUGAAUAGAGGAGAGAAUGGGAGUGGUGGUACUGCGCAUGCGCGGCUUCCGUAGAAGACAAAAUAACAUCUCCAGACGUCCGUGACCAAAAAUUGUUUACCCUCGAUUUAAUUAAUUUUGAAAUCAUUUGAUCUAAAAAUUGUAAUUGCGAUCACCAGACGAUUUUGCACAGCCUUAUUUUGUGGGUGAAAUACUCCUUUAAGGCUGCAUAUUUUCUCUGAAAAAUCAUCGCUGUAGAACCGACAUAAUACUUAAAAACACUACACUCUGCACCUGGAUAAACUUCACAGAAACAAGAGAAUAACGUGGUACAUAUCUACAAAGUGUGUUCUUUCAGCUUUCUUGACCAUUUACACAAGCUUAAGACAAUAAACACAUUUGAAUUAUUUUUUAGUUAAAAAAAAUUAUGUAUCUGUCUUGCCAGGUUUGUUGGUUUGUGUGACCACACGUUAUAGAGCACAGAAAUUACUGAACAGUGUGUACAUACUGCAGCCUAGCCAGCAACAAAGAGCAGCUACUGUGGUUUGUUUGUGGUUUACAUGCUGUCUUCACUGAAAUUACUUCUAUGGCAUAUGAGGAAGGUCUCUGUGGAGGCCCAUUUCUGCCAGUGUGGCUAUGCACACCCUGUUGUAUAUAGCAUCAUGGCAGAGGCAAGCACCCAGGAUUCUGUAGCUAACAAUGCUAUUUACACAUCUGCAUGCAAGUGUGUACCCAUAGGCGUCCUAGAAACGUUGAAAUAUGACAGUAACACAAAUGGGUCCAUUCAGCUGUUCUUCUAAAGAUUAUGCACAAAGUGUGAAUUCAGCAGCUUUAUACAUCCUAAAAACUGAAAACAUUAAGUCAACUGAGUCUAAAAAUACUAUAACUAGCCAAUGUUGAUUCACACAGGACAGUUCUGUGCCUGACACAUUAAUCCACCACAUCUAACUCCCUCUGUGGACUGUGGACUGUGUCGCUGUUUAUACUAUGUCCCCUGAUUGGCUGACAGUGCAGUUGUGAGUUUUAUUCCGCCUAAAUUUACCUCUUUAAUCAGAGAAUAUCCAAGGCAAAUAUUAGCCCUAACCAUGACCUCCGGCCUCAUGCCCUAAUCCUGACCCCAACUGACCUUACUGCAUCAACGUGAUGAGUAUUAGCCAUUUACAGCACACAGUGAGGUUCAUAAUAAGGCGUCAUCGGGAUGGGUGUAAAAAGUUGAAUAGUUAGACAGCCUAUUGUUUUUCACCAUACUGGCAGAAGUGGGCCUCCAUAGAUCUUCAUUUAAUUUUGACCAAAUAUUUAGUUACUGUGUUUUAAUCUUGUAUGUGAUGUUGAAUGGUUCUUAAGAGGUCUAUCAGAAUUCAUGUGGGAUCAAAACUUGGCACAUCCAGUAGUCCUUCAGGACUGGAACCUGAGAAUUAACAUCCAACUGAUGCGAACUGGGAACUUUGCACAUCCAGUAGACGUGACACAAACUCUCUACCACACUGAACUCAACCCUGCAGCAGUUGGUGAACUCUUCCCCCAUUGAGCCGACUGAUGACUGUCGUACCCGCUCCCCAGUCUAAUUCAUCAAGCUGCUCACUGUCAGAGCCGAUUGCGCUCACCGCUUUUUGUGUCAUUUACAAUUAGAGUUCCGAUUUCUGCCGCAAUUGGCAGCGCUUUUAACAAAUAAGGGCAGGCUGUUAUUCUUUCUUCUUUUUUUUUGUAAUUAGAAACCAUGUGUUUAUAAAUGUUCUCUCUGAUUAAUGUUCCACAAGAUAAUUGGUUGGCCUGGUAAUUAAUGGAUUAAAUGGUACUUGAUUAGUUGCUCCUGAAAUAGCAUUACAUUUAUUUAUGCGUGAGAGGAUUCUAUCAUCCAAUUCCAUGGCUGAGAAUUUCAUCUCUUUUUUUUUCUUGUCACUUUUGAUUACAUUUAUUAUUAAGAGCAAACAUGCAAAGCAAGAAACAUGCAUGACAAACAUUUUGAUUGCUUUGAGCACAAAUAUAUUGUCAGAUUACAGCACUAUAAGGGUACUGCUUGAUUUCAUUGAUUUGGUUUAUCCCCAUGCUUUUUGUUAUAUGAUGAUGAAAUGCACAACUCAUGCUGAAAGGGAGAAAACAUGUUUGUACAGAUGAUCUUUGCCUUUCUUUUGUCUUUUAACUUAAA
Epinephelus moara (kelp grouper) is the source of this 4879-nucleotide messenger RNA. It is a transcript of the gene chrna6, whose product is annotated as cholinergic receptor, nicotinic, alpha 6. The record is from RefSeq and is a predicted model, not a curated record. Gene Ontology annotation, molecular function: transmembrane signaling receptor activity; acetylcholine-gated monoatomic cation-selective channel activity. Bases 105 to 1676 code for a protein of 523 amino acids. Gene Ontology annotation, biological process: regulation of membrane potential; nervous system process; chemical synaptic transmission. Lineage: Eukaryota; Metazoa; Chordata; Actinopteri; Perciformes; Serranidae. The transcript has 8 exons. Gene Ontology annotation, cellular component: synapse; neuron projection; postsynaptic membrane.